UCCAACGGUGUGGGCAAGAGGGCAGAGCGCCGGGCUUGGAUCCCACUGUGGGCACCAGGGGGCAGCACAAACCUAAUUAUGUCCUCCUAACUGAACUGGAGACUCGCGAAAGCUUCAGGAGACGAGAGAAGGGGAGCCAAUGGGACGGCCACAAUUCGAGAGAGCCCAGGACACCACCCAUUGGCCAUCUCCUCCCCCUAAAUUGGGAUGGGUGGGUGUCAGGACGCUGGCGUAAGAAAGUAGGGAGGGAGAAAUCUUCCAAGGAUUGCUGAUGACUCACGCAUCUGUAUUGAGCAAGAUCUCUGGGUGUGUGGUGGUAUGUUGUGUCUAUGUGAUUUACAUGUUGACGUGUCUUUGUGCAGAGUUUGUUUCUGUGUUUUUCUGUGCUUGUCUCAGAAAGGGAGACUUUCCCCAAAAUCCUGCAGCGUAGGAUUUGAACCCAUGCCUCUGGAAUACAAGGAGGAAAUCUCGGAGAAGACAAUGACUUUUAUUCCACUGAACUCCUCCUUAUGCUAUCUUAAUAACACUGGUUAUCUUCAUGAGUGCUACAUGUACCCAGUGGCCAGCCCAUCCUGGCCCAUCCCAGCGAAUCCCAUGAAUCCUCUUGCUAGCCUCCUGUACCACCAGUGAUCGAGUGGUUUCUAGAUCGAUGUGUCUGGCUGGUAGGAAUAAAGAAGACAAAAAAAGUCCCGGUCCCAUCUGAGUCCCUGUUCUCCGGCCGCCCCUGGGGACCGCUGAGAGCCCUAAGGGUGGGGCUGCUCCUGAGAAGGCUCCUCAGGUGUACUUAGCCCCUCCUCGGAGAACCCAAGAGUUGGCUGGGCAGUGGGAGGAAGGGGAAGCCAAAGGAGAAACUUCCUUGAGUUGUUUGCAGGAGCCAAUUCUUGGAUUCCCAAGUGCGUGCUUCCAUGCCUGGAAGAGGUCCAGGGCCGGGAGGAGGGCAGAGGCAGCCAAGAGGAGUGAGGACCCUUCUUCCACCUGUGAGCUGACAGAAGGUCAUGGGCAUGCACCCAGAGCCCUGAGGUCAGCCUUCCAAGUGGGGAUCCCCCCUUUUACACACACACUCACACACACACACACACACACACACACACACACACACACAUACUUUCUUCCUCUUCCUCCUCUGGCACACUUUCUCUUCUCUGUUGUCGUCAGAGAUCCAGGGAGGGACUCAAGGCCAGAAGAGAAGCCGGAAACGGCAGACAGAAGCAGCCGUGGCUUGCGCUGACGAGGAAGACCUGGAAAGGAUUGUUUUUUUGUUUUUUUUUUUAAUCGAGGGGUGGGGACCCUAACGGGGAAGGCCCCCACCUUGCUGGACAGAGUCCCAAGCCCAUGGGUCCAGGCAGUGUCCACUGAGAGAGGGAGAAGACUCCAAAGGGGUUGCUAAAGGUGGCCUCCCAAUUCUCAGACUAUGUCUCUCUGGAGUCUAGUUUCCAAGAUGCCCCCAGAAAAAUUCCAGGGGUUGUUUGUACAAUUUCCCCAACAUCUCCGGCAUCUUCUGGGGGAUUGGUUGGAGAACCAACCCUGGGAAUUCCUAGGUGGUUCUGAUGCCUUCUCUUGCCGGAUAGCCAGCACCUUGCUCUCUGAAACCGUCCAGCAGUUGAAGUCUGCAGCUGGCGAGCAAGGAGAAGGGAGGACGACCUUGCAGCACAUUAGUAGCCUAGAGAAUCUGUGCCAGAGAGACCCACUGAAGUUGGUGAGCACUUUCCGACAGAUUUUACAAGGAGAGAAGGUGGCUGUCUUGGAGCAGUUCCAUCACCUGCCCCUUGCUUUCCACUGGAAACAAGAAGAGCUCAAGUUUGGUGUGAUAGUUCAAAGGCUGCAGCACCAUGUGGGAGAGAUCAGGGCCCUCCGAGAGACCACAGGACAAGCAUGUCUACAGAGCAUGAUGGAGGAAUCAGCUAAUGGAACAAAUUCAAAUGAGCCAUUGCUAAGGUUACUACAGGAGACAAUCAAGGAGCUGGAGGGGGCCCGAGCCCUGGUCCUCAAGAAGAUCCAGAUUUGGAAACGGCAGCAGCAGCUGGCCGGGAAUGGGGCACCCUUUGAUGAGAGCCUGGCACCCCUUCAAGAGAGGUGUGAGAAUCUGGUGGACAUUUAUUCCCAACUGCAGCAAGAGGUGGGUGGGGCCACUGGGGAGCUGGAGCCCAGUAUCCAGGCUGCACUGAAUGGCCGACUGGAUGAUGUCCUUCGGACCCUGGUUACCAGCUCUUUCUUGGUGGAGAAGCAGCCUCCCCAGGUGCUAAAGACACAGACCAAGUUCCAGGCUGGGGUUCGGUUCCUUUUGGGCUUUCGGCUCCUGGGGACUCCAACCAAGACACCCCUGGUCAGAGCAGACAUGGUGACUGAAAAGCAGGCGAGGGAACUGAAUCAUCCCCAGGGGUCAGGGGCUGGAGUGGAAAGCACAGGAGAAAUCACCAACAACACGGUGCCUCUGGAGAACAGCAUCCCAGGGAACUGCUGCUCUGCCCUCUUUAAGAACUUGUUACUGAAGAAAAUCAAGCGUUGUGAACGGAAGGGCACAGAAUCUGUAACGGAGGAGAAGUGUGCUGUUCUCUUUUCUACUAGUUUCACCCUGGGACCCAACAAUCUCACCUUCCACCUCCAGGCUCUGUCCCUUCCCUUGGUUGUGAUUGUCCAUGGGAACCAGGACAACAAUGCCAAAGCCACUAUCCUAUGGGACAAUGCCUUCUCAGAGAUGGACCGAGUACCAUUCAUGGUGGCUGAGCGGGUACCGUGGGAGAAAAUGUGUGAAACACUGAAUCUCAAAUUCAUGGCAGAGGUGGGAACAAGUCAGGGCCUUCUCCCUGAACAUUUCCUCUUUCUGGCCCAGAAGAUUUUUAAUGACAACAGCCUCAAUAUGGAAACCUUCCAGAACCGCACUGUGUCAUGGGCACAGUUCAACAAGGAGAUUCUCCUUGGCCGAGGCUUCACCUUCUGGCAGUGGUUUGAUGGAGUCCUGGAUCUCACCAAGCGUUGCCUCCGCAGCUACUGGUCUGACAGGCUAAUCAUUGGCUUCAUCAGCAAACAGUACGUCAACAAUCUACUCCACAGUGAACCAGACGGUACUUUCCUCCUUCGAUUCAGUGACUCAGAGAUUGGGGGCAUCACCAUCGCACACAUCAUCCGGGGCCAAGAUGGUACACCACAGAUUGAGAACAUCCAACCAUUCUCAGUCAAAGAUCUAUCUAUAAGAUCCCUUGGGGACCGGAUUCGUGACCUAGCUCAGCUGAAGAACCUCUACCCAAAGAAACCCAAAGAUGAGGCCUUCCGGAGCCAUUACAAGCCGGAACAGAUGGGCAAGGAUGGCAGGGGUUAUGUCCCAGCUACUAUCAAGAUGACUGUUGAACGGGACCAGCCGUUACCUACUCUGGAAAGCCAGCUGCCUUCCAUGGUGCCCACCUAUGACCUUCAGCCUAGUCCUGAGCCCUUUACCAUGCAGUUUGGAUCGGAGAGAAUGCCCAGGGCUCCAGGACUUCCAGUACACCCUGUGCCAACAUAUCACAUGCAGCCUUUGGAGGAAAUGUCCACCUUCCAAGAUGGACCAUCCCUACAGAUGGCAUCGAUGGCUAACAGAAUGAAUCAGAGUCAGCUGAACCUGCCUUUUGACCAAACACAUCCUCAGGUUCUGAUUCAAUCCACGGACCCAGCAAUCCUCAACCCCAACUCCCUGGCCUGUUCAGAGGUGAUCAUGAGUGAAGAAAACAGACUAGAGCCACCUAUGUUUCCAUUAGAAAACUGGAGUGAAGGCCUCCCUUCCUUGCUGCCCCCGACUGAUCAGGACCUGACCAAGCUUCUCCUGGAGGGGCAGAUGGAAACUGGGGCAGGGUCCCUGCCAAUUCAGCCCCUUAUGUCCACCUCUCACUAUGGACAGCCUAGUUUGACCCCUUCUUCCCAUCUAGACCUAAGAACCAAUCCCAGCUGGGGACCCUAGCCAGGAAGGGGGGGUGGAGUCUGGGAGAUCCUCUUUCUUCCUAGCCUUCAAGAGACCUCCCCAGCUUCCUGCCAACUUUUGGAGACAGGAACCUGCUCUGGUCUGGAAUUCAGUCCAUGAUCUCUGCCCCCCUCCCCCAACUACACGCCACAAGACAGUCAAAAUAAAGGGUCCCCUGCCCUUCUGCUGAUAGAUCCACUGUCCAUCAGAGUAAGAGAACUCUGCCAGGAGAUUUGCUAUGGGCAUUGUAGCUCUUCUCCUACCCCCAGGCCACCUCUCCUGAAUAGGGAAGGUGGGUCUGUAAAAUCUGGGAAGUCCAAGUAUGCCAGCACAUGCCACCAUAGGCAGGAGGCACAAGCAUUUCUCAUACAAAUGUGCAGCAGGUGAGGCCAGGGGAGGGCACAGAGAAUGGUCCCUCCUGCUGCAUUCAGGGCCCCAGGACCCACAUGCAGAAACACAGACACGCUCGUGUCUUGGCACUGUUAUCUGGGGCUGAAGUGAUGAGUUGGCUCCAGGCAGCCUGGUGAUGGGGUUUGAAGAGGGCUUGGGUGGGGGUGAAGAAGGAGAGGAGGAGGAGUCUAUACAGUUGGUUUCUGGUGUGGGUUUCACCCAGAUUUUGAAAAUAAAACAAACCACCUU
Molecule: messenger RNA, 4570 nt
Organism: Monodelphis domestica (gray short-tailed opossum)
Lineage: Eukaryota; Metazoa; Chordata; Mammalia; Didelphimorphia; Didelphidae
Source: RefSeq, a predicted model, not a curated record